Messenger RNA from Uranotaenia lowii, 4572 nucleotides. RefSeq lists its product as uncharacterized. The coding region runs from base 1 to 4572 and encodes 1523 amino acids. Gene Ontology annotation, biological process: DNA integration. Gene Ontology annotation, molecular function: nucleic acid binding. The transcript has a single exon. NCBI's taxonomy places the organism in Eukaryota, Metazoa, Arthropoda, Insecta, Diptera, Culicidae. The record is from RefSeq and is a predicted model, not a curated record.
AUGCAAUGGGUGGACUUCAAGCGUCAGCAGUCGAAGGUUAAUCUGGAGACGUUCAGCGUUUUCAUGGAAAAUCUGGCGGACAAAGCUCUUGAAGUGUCGUACGAAGGAGCACGCCUUGAAGAGGCAAGCAAGGGAAAACGGCGUGAAAACUCUUCAGCAGUUAAAGGUUUCGUACACGUAACGGAUGGUGAAGUGCAGGAAUGCUGUUGCCACCAUAUUCAAAGGAAGAUGCUUGAUGAUCCAACCAGAGAGAAGUUGAAUGAAAAUAACAUGGCUUCCACAGAAAGGCCCAAACCUGAGAGAAACUGUGCAGUUUUUGGCAAACCAGGUCAUUUUGGAAAGCAAUGUGAUGAGUUUAGAUCGAUGAGUUUGGAGGAUCGUUGGAAAAGGGUACAAACCCUCAACUUGUGUCCGCUGUGUUUGUACAGCCAUGGCGCGAAUAGAUGUUGGUCGAAACGACGCUGCGGUAUAAAUAGGUGUGAGCAAAAUCAUCAUCCUCUGCUGCAUUGGGAACCAACUGGACCUCAGCACGUCGUUGCUAGUUGCAAUAGCCAUCGACAGUGCGAUCAGUCUGUGAUGUUUCGGAUAGUUCCAGUGAUGCUGUACAACAAUGGCAAGCAGCUAGAGACGUUAGCACUUAUUGACGAAGGCUCAUCGGUAACGCUGAUUGAUACAGAGCUAGCACGACUUCUGGAAGCUGAUGGAGUACAUGAACCUCUCAAAAUGAAGUGGACGAACGGAAUCAGCCAAACCGAAAGCGAUUCGGUAAAGUUUACGCUGUGCAUAUCGGACCAGCAACAAAGUUGUCAAUCUACUUUGGCAGACGUGAGAACGGUUGCUAAACUGAAUUUACCGGUUCAAGGAUUGGACUCCGACGAAUUAAAGGAACGUUUCGACUAUCUACAGAAGAUAGAGCUUCCAAACUACACAGCUGCGGCUCCGAAGCUGUUAAUCGGAAUUAAUAACAUUCACUUGAUCGCACCUCUGGAGUCGAGAAUUGGGGAAGCCGGAGAACCUGUAGCAAUCCGAUGUAAGCUCGGAUGGACGAUUUACGGACCACGCGAUGGUGCAGUAGCUAGUGUACAGUUCAUAGGACUUCAUCAUUGUGGUUGUGACGCAUGCUGUAAACCUGAUCAAGAAAUGAAUAAUGCCCUGAAAGAGUUUUUCCAACUUGAAGCUGUAGGAAUAUCCCCGGUAAACCUCAAAUCGAAGGAAGAUAAACGAGCGCGAGAAAUCUUGGAGAGAACAACGAAACGAAUAGGUAAUCGAUUUGAGACUGGAUUGUUGUGGGCUGAAGAUGACGUAGUGUUUCCUGAUAGCUUUCCAAUGGCAGUCAAGCGAUGGAAGAGUUUGCAGGUUAGAAUGGACCGUAACUCAGGCAUAAGUGAGAAUAUCGCUAAACAACUGCAAGAAUACGUGGACAAAGGAUACGCACAUCGUAUAACUGAACAAGAGAUAAAGGACACAGAGCCAGGAAAGGCCUGGUAUUUGCCAAUAAACUACGUCUUAAAUCCUAACAAACCAGGAAAGGUGCGAAUUGUUUGGGAUGCUGCAGCGAAAGUACAGGGUGUUUCAUUGAAUGAUAGACUGUUGAAAGGGCCUGAUAUGAUCUCGUCGCUACCCUCCGUUAUCCACUGCUUCCGAGAACGUAAAGUGGCGUUCGGCGGUGACAUUCGGGAAAUGUUUCACCAGAUCAGAAUACGCUCGCAGGAUCGACAAGCACAACGAUUUCUCUUCGGAUCAGAUAGCAAAGGUGAACCUCAAAUUUACGUCAUGGACGUGGUAAUAUUUGGAGCCAGUUGCACUCCGUGUACAUCGCAAUACGUGAAGAAUUUGAACGGCCUAGAACAUGCGGAGAAAUACCCGGAGGCAUCACAGGCAAUAAUGAAGAAGCAUUUCGUAGACGAUUACUUUGACAGUGCUGAUACUGAAGAAGAAGCGAUAAAACGAGCGUCUGAGGUAAGGGAAAUACAUGCUGCAGGAGGUUUUGAAAUAAGGAACUGGGUCAGUAACUCUCAAGAAGUAUUGAAGUCACUUGGAGAAAUUUCUGCGAAACAAACGAGAAUUGUUGAGGUCAAUAAGACAACAGAGGUUGAACGAGUGCUAGGGGUACGAUGGAAUUCUCAGAACGACGUUUUCGUAUUCUCAAUGAACCUGCGAGAAGAUCUUCAGCCAUAUUUGCAAGAAGGAGCUUGGCCUACUAAAAGAAUAGCACUGAAGUGCAUCAUGAGUAUGUUUGACCCAAAGCAGUUUUUAGCACCUCUCUUGAUACACGGACGUAUUUUGAUGCAAGACGUUUGGCGCAGUGGUAUUGGCUGGGAUGAGAAGCUGCUGCAGGCACAGUACGACGUUUGGGUGAGGUGGACGAGUAUUUUAUCCUUGGCAGAAGCUGUUGAAGUACCACGCUGCUACCUUGGGACCGCAAGCUCGACGGCGUAUAGUUCGGUGCAGUUGCACAUCUUCGUAGAUGCGGGAGAGAAUGCUUAUGGUAGCGUUGCCUACUUCAGGUUUUCGGAUGAGAAAGGAGUGCACUGUUCUUUCAUUGAGGCAAAGGCGAAGGUAGCCCCAUUGCAGUAUUUGUCCAUACCUCGGAAGGAGUUACAAUCCGCAACGUUAGGAGCUCAGUUAGCGAAAUCCAUAAAAAUUAAUCAUUCGUUUCCUAUCUAUAAAACUGUAUUUUGGACGGAUUCGAAGGCGGUGUUCUCGUGGAUAAGAUCAGAGCGUAGAAAGUACAAGAAGUUUGUUGCUCAUCGGGUUGGGCAGAUUCUUGAAGUAUCAAACCCUGAAGACUGGCGAUGGGUGCCCACGAAGGAUAACGCGGCAGACGAUUUGACAAAGUGGAGCAAGUCUACCGAGAUCCACUCUGACAGCCGCUGGUUCCGUGGUCCACAGUUCUUGUAUUUCGCAGAGCAGCAUUGGCCCCUUCAAACGCAGGAGGUGGAAGAAUUCCAGGAAGAAUUAAGAGCAAGCGUGUUAUUUCAAAAUGUCAUAGUUUCGGACGGACUAUCGAUGCGGAUUGGGAAUGUAUUUAAGUGGACGGUUCUAGUUCGAAUGGUAGCUACAGUUCUUCGCUACAUGUCAAACUGCAAGCGCUGUGUGCAAAAUCUACCGAUCGAAUCACUUCGUACCGAAGCAGAGAGAACUAAUAACCAACUGAAGCUGAAACCAGGGCACUAUGUUCCACUGCGUCAAGAAGAAUAUUUUGCAGCGGAAAAUUGUCUUUGGCGCUUGGCACAGCGCGAAGAAUACGCAGAUGAAGUGGCGACGUUGUUGAAACAGAAAGAUGGGAGAGAGUUGAAACUGGAACGAUCGAGUUUGUUGUUUGACAAGUCACCCUUUUUAGAUGAGUUUGGAGUGGUACGAAUGGAAGGUAGAACGGAAAGAGCAGAGUAUGCUUCAUUUGAUUCGAGAUUCCCGAUCAUAUUGCCGAAGAACCACCUCGUGACUAAGAGGCUUGUAGACGAGUUCCAUCGAAAAUCUGGGCAUGCUAGUAGGGAAACGGUGGUGAACGAAAUUCGGCAACGGUUUUUUAUCAAUAACUUGAGAGCAGUAGUGGACAAAGUUAUAAGUGAAUGCCAGUGGUGUAGAAUACAAAAGGCUAAGCCGCAAAUACCCAGGAUGGCUCCAUUACCGAAACAACGGAUGGCAGUUGGAGCUGAGGCCUUUUCGUACGUAGGGUUGGAUUAUUUCGGACCGUUGGAGGUAUCAAUUGGGCGGCGACGGGAAAAGAGAUGGGUGGCACUGUUCACGUGCAUGACAACACGAGCUGUUCAUCUGGAAGUCGCGUACAAUUUAACAACAGAGUCGUGCAAGAUGGCAGUAAGAAGAUUCGUCAGGAGGAGAAGAAGUCCGAUCGAAAUUUUUUCUGAUAACGGAACCAAUUUUGUCGGAGCUAGCCGAGAACUCGCGCUGCAAAUUCGCCGGAUCAAUGAAGGGUGCGCCGAUACAUUUACAAGUGCUAGAACUCGCUGGGUGUUCAACCUGCCUUCAGCACCCCAUAUGGGUGGCGUGUGGGAGCGUAUGGUGAGGUCGGUGAAGGUAGCGUUAAAUACAUUAACAGACGGUGGAAGGCUCACGGAUGAGAUAUUGAACACAGCCUUGGUUGAAGUGGAGGACUUAAUUAAUUCGCGGCCACUAACGUAUGUGUCUACGAAUGUGAAAGAAGACCCAGAAGCUUUUAAACCUAACCAUUUCAUGAAAGGGAUAUCAGCAGAAUGUUUGCCGCCUAGGAAUCCAAUAGAAGUCGCUGAAGCUCUCAGGAGUAAAUAUGUUCGAGCCCAACAGUUAGCAGACGGUAUAUGGAAUCGUUGGCAAGCUGAAUAUCUACCAAAGCUGAACAAACGGCCAAAGUGGUUCAACGACGUUCGACAAAUGCAACCGGGAGAUCUGGUAUUUGCCUUGGAGGAUAACAAGCGUGAACGAGGAGUGGUUUCAAAAGUGUUCCUGGGAAGUGAUGGCCGUGUACGAUCAGCAGCAGUGAAAACCAGCAAAGGAGAGAAGACGAGACCCGUGUCAAAACUGGCAGUGCUAGAGAUGCCUAGUAGUAAGCCCAACGAAGAAAACCGUGGAUAG